AUAUACCUAGCAGUGAGAUUUCUGGGUCAUAUGGUAUCUCUAUUUUUAGUUUUAUGAGGAACUUCCAUACUGUUCUCCAUAGUGGUUAUACUAAUUUACAUUCCCACAAACACGAGGGUUCCUUUUUUUUCCACAACCUUGCUAGCAUUUGUUAUUGCCUGAGCACCUUUUCAUAUACCUGUUUGCUAUUUGCAUGUCUUCUUUUGAGAAAUGUCUAUUCAAAUCUUUUGCCCAUUUAUUACUCGGACUAUUAGAUUUUUUUUUUCCUAUAGAGUUGUUGGAGCUCCUCAUAUAUUCUGGUUAUUAAUCCCUUGUCAGAUGGAUAGUUCCCAUUCUGUGGGUUGUCUCUUCACUUUGUUUCCUUUGCUGUGCAGAAGCUUUUUAGCUUAAUAUGAUCCCAUUUGUCCAUUCUUUUCUUUGGUUGCCUGUACUGUGACGACAUCUUAAAGUUGUGAGUUUGGGGAUUGCCUGCCUUGUAUAUUCUUUUCUGUUACCAUCAUCUUUAAUAGCCACAAAUGAUUGUUGACCCACAUGGUAUCUGCACUAGAAACCCCAAUAUUCCCGUCAUUAUUUUUGUUGAUUAUAUGGAAGCACCCAUAAACCAGCGCAAAUCCUAAACAUAAUUACCUUGUCCAGAAGGAGACAUUAAUGUAAAACAUUUAUGUCAAUAAAGAUUUAGCCACAUUCUCUCGGAUUGGUCAUUCCUAGUUAGAGUCCUUGAGGCUGCCAUCGUUUACUUUGAAAACUGCCCAGCAGGUGUAUGAAUAGCAACUCCAGGACAAUGUAGAACCGUUACCAUUUUAAAGACAGCAAUCCCCCUUUAAAAAAACUACCGAGGCCUUCGAAGAAAACACACGGCUGCCUUGGGCCCCAAAAGCUGCGGAAAAGCGCAGUAUUCAGUUAAGCAAAUAACUACUUAACACUGUUUAUUUUGGUUACGAUUCCUUAAGUGAGAAGUAAAUCAAUUAACAGGACAAAUGACACGAUGGUUAGGCACUAAAGGGACAGUGCUGCCAGCCUCAUUAGCUUGGAGCAACCUUCCAGCUCAUACCAUGCGGACUGAUGACUAACCUUGCCAGGCAACGCUCUGAGGUUUGGAAACCCACCUCUUUGACCUAGGCCCGGUCAACAUCGAUCAACCCUCUGAAUCAACGCUGGCGCUCCCAAGCCCACUCACACGCCGUCAGGAAGCAGUUUCCGAAACAGGCCGGGUGCGGGGGUGGGGGAUCCCGUUCCAGCCCCACCCCUGAAAGUUGCUGGGAGUGGCACCCAAAGAACUUUCCCAGAUAGAUCUCUGUUGCCGCUCAGGGAGGUCAGCUCCAGGCCCUCAGCCUUUCGGCCGGGAGCUAAACUGCCCUGCCUGCCAAGCCCCUCCUUCUCUGCACCUUAAACAGCCGCGAGGGGAGAGUCGGCUGGGAUUUUCUUCUUAAGAAGUCGCGCAGGUUUUUCGAGCUCCACUCUGCACCAGGAGAGCCACGGCAGCAGGAACGGGCACUGCUGCCACCGGGCCGACGGAGCUGCAUCCUGUGGCCCUAUAACACUCUUCUCCAAAAGGACCUUCCAGAGACUGGGAGUGUUGACUGCUGCAAGGACCAAGGUGGGAAUUUCUGUGCUACCAUCUGGAAACAGUGGGAUAGUAACAUCUUUUUGAGGAAAGAAUUGGCUUCCUUUCUUGAAAGUGGUGAAGGUAUAGCAUAUAGCUGCAUGGAAGGAACAGUAAUCGGAUGGCUACCUUCUACAUUUUGUAUUAGGAAACAAAGUCCAUUGUAAGAGUCCAUGUUGAUCUUGGAAAUAGAAGGAUUAAAAAAAGCUAAAUUUCCACAAAGAACAAGAACUUGACCAUCUCCUUUUUGAUCUGAAGACUAGGGAACAAUGGAUAUCAUAGAGACAGCAAAACUUGAAGAACAUUUGGAAAAUCAACCCAGUGAUCCUACGAACACUUACGCAAGACCCGCUGAACCUGUUGAAGAAGAAAACAAAAAUGGCAAUGGUAAACCCAAGAGCUUAUCCAGUGGGCUGCGAAAAGGCACCAAAAAGUACCCAGACUAUAUCCAAAUUGCUAUGCCCACUGAAUCAAGGAACAAAUUUCCACUAGAGUGGUGGAAAACGGGCAUUGCCUUCAUAUAUGCAGUUUUCAACCUCGUCUUGACAACCGUCAUGAUCACAGUUGUACAUGAGAGGGUCCCUCCCAAGGAGCUUAGCCCUCCACUCCCAGACAAGUUUUUUGAUUACAUUGAUAGGGUGAAAUGGGCAUUUUCUGUAUCAGAAAUAAAUGGGAUUAUAUUAGUUGGAUUAUGGAUCACCCAGUGGCUGUUUCUGAGAUACAAGUCAAUAGUGGGACGCAGAUUCUGUUUUAUUAUUGGAACUUUAUACCUGUAUCGCUGCAUUACAAUGUAUGUUACUACUCUACCUGUGCCUGGAAUGCAUUUCCAGUGUGCUCCAAAGCUCAAUGGAGACUCUCAGGCAAAAGUUCAGCGGAUUCUACGAUUGAUUUCUGGUGGUGGAUUGUCCAUAACUGGAUCACAUAUCUUAUGUGGAGACUUCCUCUUCAGCGGUCACACGGUUACACUGACACUGACUUAUUUGUUCAUCAAAGAAUAUUCGCCUCGUCACUUCUGGUGGUAUCAUUUAAUCUGCUGGCUGCUGAGUGCUGCCGGGAUCAUCUGCAUUCUUGUAGCACAUGAACACUACACUAUCGAUGUGAUCAUUGCUUAUUAUAUCACAACACGACUGUUUUGGUGGUACCAUUCAAUGGCCAAUGAAAAGAACUUGAAGGUCUCUUCACAGACUAAUUUCUUAUCUCGAGCAUGGUGGUUCCCCAUCUUUUAUUUUUUUGAGAAAAAUGUACAAGGCUCAAUUCCUUGCUGCUUCUCCUGGCCGCUGUCUUGGCCUCCUGGCUGCUUCAAAUCAUCAUGCAAAAAGUAUUCACGGGUUCAGAAGAUUGGUGAAGACAAUGAGAAAUCGACCUGAGGAGCAAAACAAAGGCAUCGGCUCUUACACCAAAAGAGUUAACGCUGUAACCAAAGGUAUAGUUUUGUUUUUUAUUUUAGGAGAACUGACUGGUAAAUGAAGAAAUGGACCAAAUUUUGUGUAAAUGAUUAGAAAGAUGAACAAAGUAUUACCCUUUGACUGGUUUUCUUCUUCAUCCUGAGAAAGAUACAUUCUCUUGCAGCUCUUCAUUCAUUGGUGACAAGCCCCCACCCCGGGACUUUACUAAUGAGCUUGUCAAAGAGGUGCCAAAGAACAUAUUCCUCCUUUCUUUCUUCUUUCUCCACCAAAACCCUUUACUUCAGAUUUUUUUCAGGAUAUUUUUCAUCCCAAGGUCAGAAGAAUGUGUUAAUAUUUUAAAUAAAAUAUCUGGACAUCUACAGCCACUGUGUAAAUACAACAGCCUAAUGUUGAGAGUGGUUUUUAGCAUUAGGUUUAGCAAGGGGGAGAUCCAUGGGUUGUGCGUCAGCUUUGGGUGAAUUUUGUUUCUACUCUGUCACGGGGAAAGUUUGGGUUGAGUCCAGGAGUGCACACUGCUGCUGCCACCCAAUGCGCUACGUAUCACUUUUUUUUUUGUUUUGUUUUGUUUUUAAAAGAUCAUUUUAUCUUAAAAAGGAAAGCUGAUCCAAGUAAACACGAAAGUAUUUGACACACCCCACAGAUUUUACAUAUGUUUAAAUGUUUCACUUUAAAAUCUCUAUGACAGAUACACAGGAAACAUGAGAUGGUUUCUGCUAAUGAGUGGCCCUUGAGUACACACUUAGAUGCUGUCUGCCCUGUAAAUUUGGAUCUGGUGCCCCAGGGCAGUCAACUCUUCUAGCACAGGCUGAAAACACGUGUGUGUCAACUGAGGUUCACGCCACUUGGGGAAUGAGCCUGUUUUCUUUCCAGGUCAGGCCCUGGUGUGAGAUCAAUUUUAGGGCUCCUAAUUGGAGCACAGAAAUAUAUUUGGUCAAAUUUCAUUGAAGGUGAUUUCUUCCUUUUUAUGUUGUACUUUAUGGAAAAAACAAGACGGAACCUGAAAGUUAAUGUAUCCUUGCUUUUAGCAAGAGACUCAGCUUCUUACAACUAGUCCUAAGGACAUAUGCCACAACUGAGUAAUUUUACUUUUACCCAGUGAAAAUAACAUGGUGCUGCACUAUAAUAUACUCUCGGAAUCAGUGUGUUAGUUACAGUUACACAGUGAAGGGGGAUAACUGUUUCUAAAUUUCUUUAAGGUGAUGCCAAAAAAUGGAUUAAAAAAUCUGAUCAGAUUUAAUGUUACCAGAUUUAGUGCAUUAUUUAAUGCUAUUGGAUCUUUUGGAUAAUUCUUGGCUUAAUUUCUUAACUACUUGAAGGUUAAUUUGCAAGACUUUUAAAACCUUAGAAAAGUUUUAAGGUUGCAAAGUUAUCAACACUAGGGCAGAGGGUGGAGAGGCCAAUGCAGGUAGAAGGAGGCAGUUAUGUUGAUAUUGAAGGUGAAAUUUUUCUUUCAUUUAGAAUGGAAAACAUCCCCAAAUUUAUCAUUAUAAACUAGUCAGCCUUGACUACACAAAAUUGACCUUUAAGUUGCUUGAGAAAAGCACAAUGCAAAUCAUUCAGAAGGGUCAACAUCCUUUGGUGCUAAAAUCUUGUGUAUGUUUUCAGAAUGGCUUUUUCUGUAUGUCAUAGAAUAAUCACUAAAGGAAAGGUAGUUGAAUUUAAAGUCAUGAAGCAAGACUCUUUAAUUCAGUUAUUUUAAACAAGAAUUAAAGCCCCAAACAUCCUUGGCAGGCUUUGAAGCACAUGGAAUUUUCUAGUAUUUCUUAUUAAAUACACCAAUAAUAAACAUAUACCUAGUUUACCUGAUGAGUUUAGACAUAAUUCUAUAUAAUGUUCGCUUAUAUUCAUUUAUUAACUAGCAACACUUGUGCAAGAACAAGGUGUUCUGCUUGAAAACACUGAUUUUUAAGUUCCUGUUGCCCGAUUAUGAAGAAAAUCAUCUGACACAGAAGCCUGGAUUUUGCUCUCCUAACACUGGUAUUUUCCUUGAGCCUCUAAUUCAAAUAAAACAAACUGAUACACCUUACAGCCUUAUUCAGCUGUGUCUGGAUAACUCACUUUUCGUCUAUUGAAUAAGUGUUUAAACUUAAUAAAAAAAAAUUGUGCACCAAUUACUACAGACCCUUGAAACAGUAAGCCUUGGAUUUUAGUCAAGUAAUCCAGUUUUUUUUAAUUUAAAAAAACCAUCACCUUUUAAAGAACUUUAAAAACACCUGUGAUGCCAAUGUGGACACUGCUGCUGCCAUGUCUUUACACGCAUGUGUCGUAUAGCUCUGUCAUCGAGUUGAGGAAGCCCAUGGUUUGCAAAUAAGGGUGGGGGAAUCAAAAUUUCAAGAUGCAAAAAUAAAACAAAUAGUAAAACCCAUUUACAUGUAGGAAAGAAAACCUGAGCUUCAACCCAAUGUGCCACUUUGAUAUAAAACCAGUAUGAUAUAUAUAUAAACUGAAGAUAUAAAACAAGUAUGAUCUUGCCUUUGAAAUCAUAAAUGUUUGGAGUACCUGUUUUUUGCCAGUUAAGAUACAUAUCUUAUUAUCCUUGUUUUUUUUAAGCCUAUGCUCCUGUUUGAAGCUUUUCCUGUAAUUUAGGUUGUCUGUGAAAUACCUAUAACAUAUAAUUCCUAUAGAGUAUGCCACAUUUUUUUCUAAAUCAUUUCAAAUGAAGUUCUCUCAGAUUCUAGUUUUUGAGCUCGUCCACUAGAUCUGAAAAUAAAGCAUCCUUUCCUGAGUCCACUUGAACUAAUUGUGAAUUUGUUACUUAAUUUACUGGCAUCUUGAGAAACAAGUUUUGCUGUGGCAGGAAGGCUGUUUCAAGAGUUAGCAUUGCGUCUACUCUGGUAUGUGGAUGACAUUGCAUUAGGGUUAUUUCCUGUAUUACCAGUGCCCCCUUGUGGCAAUAUACUUUAUGACUUGGAAUGCAAACACCACUUUUAAAAGCCUGUUUUCAAGUUUUUGAAAGGCAUUUGUUUUCUGUUGUUUGCCAAUAAUCUGAAAGUAUCAUGUGAAAAGAAUUAUUUUAAAAGCAUUUUAAACCUUUCCCAAAGGUAAAAUGUGCUCAGAUUAUAGGCACUUGUAAUUCUAACCUUGUAUCCAUUUGAUCAAAGAAAAUUUGUAGAACAUUUUUACCUCUCAUGAUCACAAUCAUUAGUGUCUCCCUUUAUAACGACCUAUGUUUUGUUUACUUUGAAACACCAAAUUUGUUGUCUUGGUUUUUUUUACAUUACAGAACUCAUGCAGUUUCUUUUUUAAUUGAAAGUUCACAUCUUGCCCCUUGAAUAGUUUGAACAUUUCUUUCUUAAUUCUUUUUUGUUUUUGUUUUGCACUGUAAAACUGAUGAAAACUUUAAGCCAAUCUUAAUGCACUAGCAUCUGUAGUGUAAGGAAGUGUGAGAAGGAAUUUCUUAAUGAGUUUACAUGUUUAAAUCAAGCAUAUUAUAAGUUAUAUGCCAUGUAUUGAAGGCUUUUCUAUUUAUAUAUAUAUUUUUAGUAUUUGUUUUUAAUGUCCUUGUGUUGCAAUAAUUUAACUACUUUGACUCAGUUGCUGAAAAUAUUUCUUCUAUUAAGAAGUGCUCUUGACUUCAACACCCAAACACUGAAAAUCAUGUCAAUGGUACCCAAAGAUAAGUUUUUAUACAGAUACACACCUUAUAAAUUCUGAUUUAUUUUCUUACUCAUUAUGCUGUGUUCUAAAUAAAUCAUGAAUGAGAAGAGUGCUUUAUUGUGGAAUUAUUUAAAACUGUCCUUUAAAAGAAAAAGAGAAAAUGAUGAACAAAAACUAAUCUAAUUGCCAAGUUGGAAUUCAUUAUUUAAUUUACCUCCUAUGCAAUGAUUAAUGCUGCAAAAUGUAUGGUUAUGUUACCGUAUAUUCACAAAAGAAAUAUUAUUACAAGGUUUCAGAGGUAGCCAAUUGCAUUCUUUUGGAAAUUUACUGUACUGUUUCAAUGUGUUAAGUGCCUUGUUGUAAAUUAAAAUUUUAAGUCUAGAUUCAUUAUUUUCCUGACAUAUAUUUUUCAUUAUGAUAUCUACUGUAUGCUAUUGUGAUAGUUUUAUGAAAUGCUUACAUUUUAAUCAAAUAUGUAAAUUUCAGAAGCUCUUUUCUCCUACCCACCAGUACCUUAAUCAUUGGUUCAUCACAUUGGAUUCAAAUUCAGGUUCCUUUUUUGAUAAAGAGGAAAUUUGUUUUCCAUGCUUGUGAUUUUGUGUUUGUAAACAUUUCAGGAGGAAUUUAGGAGUGUAACUAUAGUUUAUACUUCUAUAAUGUUGUCUUACAUUUACAUUUUUAAGUGCCUAAUUGUUAAAACUGAUUUAUGUUUCUCUUCUAAAGAGGAUAUGUGUACUUGGUUUCUAAUCUCUUUGGUUUUGCUUUUUAAAAAAUGCAAGAGCCUAUACUUUGUAUUUACCUAAUAAACCACAGUGACAUCAACAGUCUUUUCAAAAUUAA
Molecule: messenger RNA, 7446 nt
Organism: Pongo pygmaeus (Bornean orangutan)
Lineage: Eukaryota; Metazoa; Chordata; Mammalia; Primates; Hominidae
Gene: SGMS2
Product: sphingomyelin synthase 2
Exons: 7
Coding region: 1873-2970 (365 amino acids)
Biological process (GO): ceramide biosynthetic process; sphingomyelin biosynthetic process
Cellular component (GO): plasma membrane; Golgi membrane; endoplasmic reticulum membrane
Molecular function (GO): ceramide cholinephosphotransferase activity; sphingomyelin synthase activity
Source: RefSeq, a predicted model, not a curated record